AUGGGGACCGACAACGUGUCGAGUAGCUCCGUGGAGGCGGUGCAGCCUCUGUGCCAGACCGUCGUCUUUUAUAGCUGCGACGCCGCUGCGCCCAUGACGUCAGCCGCCGGCAUCUCCCCAAGCUUCACGACGAUGCCGUCGACGCGAGCGCUCUUGGUGAAGCCGCACAGCCAGAGCAACUUCUACGCGAUAGACCAUGUCACCGCUGUGCACCUGCUGCAGGAGGCUGUGUGCGAGCGGGUCGUGUACAGUCGCUACGGCGUACUCGGUGUGUGCAUCAUGAAGCUGCUGCUGCAGCACCACUUCCUUGAGGAGCGGACGCUGGCGGAGCAGUCCGUCGCCACGUACGUCAAGGUUCGCGAGGUAUUGCACCAGAUGUUCAAGGAUGGCUUCCUGCUUCAGCAAGAAGUGCCACGCACCUCGGCACUCGUCGAAAGGCCCGCCAAGGCCAGUGUGUACCUCUGGGGGGGGGGCUGA
Messenger RNA from Leishmania mexicana MHOM/GT/2001/U1103, 477 nucleotides. RefSeq lists its product as hypothetical. Bases 1 to 477 code for a protein of 158 amino acids. Gene Ontology annotation, cellular component: RNA polymerase III complex. The record is from RefSeq and is a predicted model, not a curated record. Gene Ontology annotation, molecular function: single-stranded DNA binding. Lineage: Eukaryota; Euglenozoa; Kinetoplastea; Trypanosomatida; Trypanosomatidae. The transcript has a single exon.